Aspergillus versicolor CBS 583.65 is the source of this 749-nucleotide messenger RNA. RefSeq lists its product as uncharacterized. The record is from RefSeq and is a predicted model, not a curated record. NCBI's taxonomy places the organism in Eukaryota, Fungi, Ascomycota, Eurotiomycetes, Eurotiales, Aspergillaceae. The coding region runs from base 267 to 749 and encodes 160 amino acids. The transcript has a single exon.
GUCAAACCCAUCGUUGAAAGAACUAGGUUGGAUCAGAUUGUCACCGUCAAAGAAACAUCUUUAAGCCCCAGUCAAUGCUAGCCAAUCCUAUAUUCUGAAUGAAAUCAGUAUAAAAGAGUAUUAUAUACUCAAAGAGGAAAUUAUCUGUUGCAAAUAGAGUCAUUCUAUAAGACUCCCUCUCCUAUCCCCCACAGCAACCCAUCCACCCGUCACCCUCUCCUCCAAAGCCCUAAAUAUCUUCAUAAUUAUAGGUAAUAACUAAAACAAUGCAAUCCCCACCUACAAUCACAAUAACCCCCAACACCCGGCACCCCAAACCCCUCCCAAACUGGAUCUUCCACAACACCGACCUCCCAACCCCACAACCCCAACACCAAACCCUAGGCCUCCUCGACAACGGUCCUGGCAGCGAAAAUCUCCCUCUGGAAAUCGGCUACGGCCCCGUUCUCGGCUGCGGAAUCCCUCUACCUCGGGUAGUCAUUAUUUCACCCAAUAUCGGGCCCAAUGGGAAGUGGGAGGCCGGGUCGGGGAUGAUUACGCGGGAGCAGUUGCUGAUGUGUUGUCAGAGGAAUGGGACGGUGCCGGUGCCGGUGCUGGGGGAGCAGGCUUGGGGGGUUUGGGGGGUGAGGAAGGAUGGGGUCGAAGGGGAGAAGUUGAUGUUUGGGCCUGGGAGGGUUAUUGGGGUUAGGGAGGAUGCGAUGGUGUUUACGGUUGGGAGGAAGGGGGGGAGGGCGGAUUAUUUAUUUUGA